Puccinia graminis f. sp. tritici CRL 75-36-700-3 is the source of this 342-nucleotide messenger RNA. RefSeq names its product aspartate aminotransferase. Gene Ontology annotation, cellular component: cytosol. The record is from RefSeq and is a predicted model, not a curated record. The coding region runs from base 1 to 342 and encodes 113 amino acids. The transcript is spliced from 2 exons. Lineage: Eukaryota; Fungi; Basidiomycota; Pucciniomycetes; Pucciniales; Pucciniaceae. Gene Ontology annotation, molecular function: L-aspartate:2-oxoglutarate transaminase activity; pyridoxal phosphate binding. Gene Ontology annotation, biological process: L-aspartate biosynthetic process.
AUGCUGCAAAAAAAAACCCGUGUGGCCAAAGCGCAGACGAUCUCAGGGACAGGCGCAAAUCAUUUUGGUGGUCUCUUCUUGGCAUACCAAGGUUUCGCAUCUGGUGACUUGGAUAAUGAUUUCUGGGCAGUCCGCCACCUUGUCAAUUGUAAGAUUCCGCUAUUGAUCUGUCAAUGUUUUGUGAAGAACGCUGGGCCCUACGGAGAGAGAAUCGGCUGGUUGACUGUCGUCCCUAAAGAUCAAUACGAGGCCAGUCAAAUCGAGAGUCAGAUCAGCGUAUUACAAUGCAGUGAGAUCUUCUACCCUCCUGCUAACGGGGCUCGGGUCGUCUCCAAGAUUUGA